Messenger RNA from Sitophilus oryzae (rice weevil), 739 nucleotides. Its product is annotated as larval cuticle protein A2B-like. Gene Ontology annotation, cellular component: extracellular matrix. The coding region runs from base 33 to 461 and encodes 142 amino acids. The record is from RefSeq and is a predicted model, not a curated record. NCBI's taxonomy places the organism in Eukaryota, Metazoa, Arthropoda, Insecta, Coleoptera, Curculionidae. The transcript has 2 exons.
CUGUACACUGCGCCGAAUACUAGUUAAUCAAAAUGGUUGUUAAGUUCAUUACACUUCUUUGUCUCAUAUCGGUAGCUCGGGGGGGUAUUAUACCAGCCCCAGCUCUCCUCUCAGCUCCCCAAGUCCUACUCAGAGCCUCAGACGCCUCCUACGAUCCAAACCCCCAAUACUCUUUCGCUUACGACGUUCAGGACGCUUUGACAGGUGACAGCAAGAGUCAGAUCGAAAGCCGAAACGGCGACAUCGUCCAAGGCCAGUACAGCGUUGCCGAUCCUGACGGCACCAGAAGAAUCGUGGACUAUGUGGCAGAUCCAGUCAAUGGGUUCAAUGCUGUGGUCAGGAAAGCACCGCUGGCUUUGGCGGCUCCUGUUAUAGGUAGAGCCGUACCAGCUCCGUCUUUUGUAGCGCCGGGACCUGGAUUUGUAGCGCCUGGUGCUCCUUUCAAUUACGCUGUAGUAUAGUUUGUUUUUUAAUUCGUGUUUCAAAGGAGUAUUGUUGGUACUUAAGAUAAUACUUUACUACAUGAUCUGUGAUACGUGUUGGUGCUAAUGGCAGAGGUUGGACACAACAGAGAUUUGAAGAGCAAGUGAAUCAGUAAUGUACAAAGACGAGUUCGAAUAACAAUUCAAUGACAUUAUAUCGUUCAUAUUUUAAUUAAUUCAUAAUUAUAUACCGGGUGCGUCUCAAAAGUGGCUCACCCCUAUAACUUUUUUAUUUUUUUAGAUAAAAAAAACGAGAA